AGCACCAGAGGAAACUGUACAUGAAGCCGAUCCAAUCCGUAGCGCCUCCAGGAGCUCUUCUCUGUGCUUGCCCAAAUUCAAUCCUUAGCAACUCCUGUCUGUGCUUGGGCAAAACGCAUCUGCAAGAAGGUAAUGGUAAUAGAAUUGAGGUCCUCAACUCUUCUCUCUAGUUGCCCGAAACUGAAAUGCAGAUACCAAAUUGAUGGUGGGUCCAACCUCCAUGAUGAAAUGGUCACCAAAUUGGAGGGAUUUAAGUAAUUUAGUAUGGGCUGUUGGCAUUGUGUGAUAUAUAAUUAAAAUUUUGCAGGGGAAUGGAUUUGUAAUAAUAAUGUGGUUGUAAAGAUUUUGAAGAUCCUUGGCUGUUAACGACGAAAUUUGAGGUGGUGGCAAAAGGAAGUGAAAGGAGGAGGCUUUGAAAGUAUGGAAACAUCAAGCAUGGAGAGGUCUGGUAAGAUGGACAGGGGUGGAGAGACAUCAAAGGGUGGUUAUAGUGAUUCAGGGUAUUUGGAUGGUUGUGAAAGGUCAAGUCACAGGGCACCGGCAACAGAGAGUGGGCAUAUGUCGGUCGAACAUAUGGUUAGUGAAAGUAGUGAUGAUAAUGGUGUUGACAUUAUUGCACCGAGGAAAGAAGAUGUUAUGGGGAAAGAGUUUAAAACGAUAAAAUUAGCGGAAGAAUAUUAUAUGAGUUAUGCGAAGGGCAUUGGAUUUAGCGGGAGAAAAAACAAAUUGGUUCGAAAUUCGGAAGGGAAAGUAUGUAGGAGACGGUGGUGUUGUUCUAAAGAAGGUUUGAGAAAUGAGAAGUUUAAUGAUCGAUCAAAUAGGAUGGUAGAUAUUUUAAUAAGCAUAGUUUUGUUUGUCUUUGCGCUAUACAUUAAUCAGCGUAGCGUUGUUAAGCUUUGUUCAGUUUGCACACAGGGGAUCAGUAUUUGCAUUGAACACAUGCAAUUGCAUGACGAUGAUGCAAUGCAAGUCCUUCUGUGCGCAAACCCCUAAUUGUUCAGAAAAAUGAAUCUUAUUCUUUUGUACAGGCAUAAUUACACCUGUUUUUUAAACUAUAAAUCGAAGGUCAAAAUUAACCGAAAUACAGAGCAUGAGAAACGAUAAGGGGCAAUAAGCCGAACAUAUUAUAUUACAAAGCGACCAAUUAUCGAAAUUACGUUGUAAUACACAUUGUCAUGUAGCACAUUUGACUUGAGGGUAGAUCCCGAAUUGUGUAAAACACAAUGUCAUUAACCCUAAUAUUGAAUAAUAGACAUAGGGUCAACUAAGUGUUUGCUUGGUUUUGUUUGUCUUUGCGCUAUACAUUAAUCAGCAUAACGUUGUUA
Prunus persica (peach) is the source of this 1325-nucleotide messenger RNA. RefSeq lists its product as uncharacterized. The transcript is spliced from 2 exons. The record is from RefSeq and is a predicted model, not a curated record. Lineage: Eukaryota; Viridiplantae; Streptophyta; Magnoliopsida; Rosales; Rosaceae. The coding region runs from base 421 to 993 and encodes 190 amino acids.